AUGGGAAAAGGAACGGAUAAGCUUUACAUCACACAUUCCGAGUGGGCAUCGGAAGAUGCCUUCUCAGCCAGCGCUGGCGCUGGCGUCAGCAAAGCAAGACGAGGCGGCGGUCACGCGCCAUUCAAGCGUCUACCCUUCAACUUCUGCUCGCUCUCCCUACAGCCAUUCGCGCAUCCAGUCUGCACGCCCGCAGGCACAAUCUUCGACCUCACCAACAUCCUCCCCUGGAUCAAGAAACACGGAACCAACCCCGUCGACGGAUCCCCGCUUAAAACAUCCGAACUGAUCAAGCUCACGCUCGCGAAAAACGAAGAGAACGAGUACGUCGACCCGGUGACGUACAAAGUGUUGACAGACAACACGCACAUCGUGGCGCUGCGUAACACAGGCAACGUAUUUGCCUGGGACACAGUCGAGCGAUUGAACAUCAAGGGCAAACUCUGGCGCGACCUCGUUACGGAUCAAGAGUUUAGCAGGAAGGAUAUCAUUACGCUGCAGGAUCCGCAAAAUGUCGAGGCGCGCAACUUGAGCACAUUCAACUAUCUCAAAGACGGCGAGACGGAUAUCCUGGACGAGCAAAAGGCAGCCGGCAGCGUCAAUGCCGGUGCCUUGGGUAGUUCGGCCAAGAUAUUGAAAGCGAAGGAAGCGGUCGCCAAGGCUCGCGCUGAACGCGCGCAGCAGCAGAGUGGCUCUGCGGCUUCGAAGGCGAUUUCCAAAACUGGAGGUACAGGCGCUAAUGCCUCUAAGUCGGCUGCGGCCCAGCCAGGGAAGGCUACGCCGUACAACGCUGCGCGUUUCACGACCGGCAAGGCUGCAGCGUCUUUUACGAGUACAGGGCUGACGCCUCACACUUCGGGUGAGUUGGCCCUUUUAUCGGAGGAGGAGUACAUGUUGAAGCGGGGCCGGAUCAAGGCCAAGGGCUAUGCGCGACUGGAUACGACUGCUGGCCAUUUAAAUGUGGAACUGUACCCGGAAUAUGCGCCCAAGGCCGUGUGGAACUUCAUCCAGCUGGCCAAGAAGGGCUAUUACAAGGAUGUUACCUUCCACCGCAAUAUCAAGGGUUUCAUGCUUCAGGGCGGCGAUCCUACUGGUACUGGACGCGGCGGAGAAAGUAUCUGGGGCAAGUACUUUGCGGACGAAUUCGAGGGACCGCUGAAGCAUGACGGACGCGGGACUUUGAGCAUGGCCAACAAGGGCAAAAACACCAACAGUAGUCAAUUUUUCUUCGCAUAUCGAGCUUUACCGCAUCUCGACCGCAAACAUACUAUCUUCGGUAGACUUAUCGACGACCCAACCCCUUCAUCCGCUACAUUGAACUCGCUCGAGACUCAUCCCGUGGAGUCAUCUACCAACCGACCGACGCCAGAAGUCCGCAUUAAAGAAGUCACCAUCUUCGUGGACCCCUUUGAAGAUUUCCUUCGCCAGAAGCGCGCCGAGGGCCAGACAGGCGCUGCUGGGACCAGUAACGCCGAACAAGAUGACGAGAGCUCUCGUCGCGUGGACGACGAUAAAGUCACCUGGACGGGUAAGCGUGUCCGCGGAUCUGGUGAGACUAGUGAAAGCGGCUCGACUGGCGUCGGCAAAUAUCUGAAAGCUGCGCUGGCGGAUCGUGGUGGAGAUGAUGACGAGAUUGUGGAGUUUGUGGACGAGGAGCCUGAGCCCGAACCUGCACGUAAGAAGGCUAAGGGGACAGGAGGGUUUGGAGAUUUCAGUUCAUGGUAA
Penicillium manginii is the source of this 1722-nucleotide messenger RNA. RefSeq names its product PPIL2 family peptidylprolyl isomerase. Lineage: Eukaryota; Fungi; Ascomycota; Eurotiomycetes; Eurotiales; Aspergillaceae. Gene Ontology annotation, biological process: protein peptidyl-prolyl isomerization; protein folding; protein polyubiquitination. Gene Ontology annotation, molecular function: ubiquitin-ubiquitin ligase activity; peptidyl-prolyl cis-trans isomerase activity. The transcript has 4 exons. Bases 1 to 1722 code for a protein of 573 amino acids. The record is from RefSeq and is a predicted model, not a curated record. Gene Ontology annotation, cellular component: catalytic step 2 spliceosome.